Molecule: messenger RNA, 1399 nt
Organism: Telopea speciosissima
Lineage: Eukaryota; Viridiplantae; Streptophyta; Magnoliopsida; Proteales; Proteaceae
Product: serine/threonine-protein kinase pakG
Exons: 5
Coding region: 183-1337 (384 amino acids)
Source: RefSeq, a predicted model, not a curated record
UCUUGGUUGAAGCUCUCUGUUCCUUCAGAGAAGAGGAGUCAUUGAUCAUACACCCGAUUCGAAGCCAUUGACGGUGAUGGUGAUAUGCUGUUGAAGGACUGAUGCGUUUCACGGCGUAACCAAUAUUCCCCGUCGACCAAUAACACCUCGGCGUUGCUUCCUGAUUCUCCACGGCAUUGGAUAUGAUGAGAUACCAGAGACUCAGCCCGGAGUGUCUUCCUCUUAGCAAUGGAAGGAAAUCCAACCUAAGAACAUGCAAGGAAGAUGAUGUUGGAGAAAACGGCAGAACAUCAAGUUGCAGCAAUUUGGAAGGGAAGGCUCUAAGAUUCAGAUCUGGAACGAGUCCUUCCAACAAUAGCCCUGACAAGAACUUUUCCCAUUUUGUCAUAGCCGAUGGUCCACCACAAUCGGAAAACCAUUCCAUCCAGAAGAACCAGAGCCACGAAAGCAGUCCCAGUCCCAGUCCCAACCGUGGAGUCGACGUUCUGUUGCAAUGGGGUCACAAUAAGAGGUCUCGUCGAUCUCGAUCGGAGAGCCGAUCGGUGACGGAUGAAUCGUCGGUGCAGGGCAGGCAAGUGAUCAAGAUCCACAGGAGACUCGUGCCUGGGUUGGAGAAACAAUCGUCUACGACGACGACAAUGCCACCGCCGCUCCCUCCGUGCACCACUGCCUCCUCUUACAUUAGGGGAGGGAACCUGCGACCUUGCACGCCCCUCCGCGAAAGCACAAGUUCUCAUCUCAGCAGAAAUUCAGAAGAUCGGUUGGUCAUUGCAAAUGGGUCGCCGUCGAGGAGCAACGGUGGAGGCAGUAGUAUAAGCCGCGGCAUACAUGCCCCUGUAUGCCGAUCCUCUCCUUCGCCGGAAAGAAGUGACAAAAUAGUUUCCUCCUCAGGCCCUGGUGCCAAGGGAGAUAAUAAGCCCAAGGGGUCAGGGUCAACAACCGCCGCAGCAGCAGCUGACCCUGUCAAUCAUCGUGUGGAAUCUGCUACGGCAGCGCCAUCAGAGCAAGAAGCAGCAGGAACAACAGCUGCGGCUGCCGGGGCUGGUGGUGUAGGGGAGAAGGUGAACUUGGAUCCAUUCGAGUGGUCCAGGAUUUAUGUCUCCCUUUCCAGGAAGGAGAAAGAGGAUGAUUUCCUCGCCAUGAAGGGCACUAAACUCCCCCAGAGACCCAAGAAAAGGGCCAAAAACAUUGACAAGACUCUGCAGUACUGUUUCCCGGGGAUGUGGCUCUCUGACCUGACGAGGGGACGGUACGAAGUCAGGGAGAAGAAAUGCGUGAAGAAGCAAAAGAAAAGGGGAUUGAAAGGAAUGGAAAGCAUGGAUAGCGACUCCGAGUAGAAGUCUGACUGGGAAAUAUAACAGAAUCCUAAGUUGCAGUGUCUUUCUCCUUCCCUACUCUC